CGGCGCGCCAUCCCAGCCAUGUCGACCCGCUCCUCAACGCCGCUGAGCGACCACCGCGGCGCAGGACCUUCCGGCGCCAUAGCGGCCGGCAGUAGCAGCCUCAGCACAGGCACUUCCCCGUUACCAAGGCAGGCCUACCUGGGCACCACGCGCUCGCGGACGCUUCUCUUUCAGUCUUAUCGAGACUCCGUACCGCGCUCCCGCGUACCCACCAGCGGCGCUUACAGCGAGGACGACGGGGGGGCGUACUUUUCAUCCUCUUCGGAUCUCAAGGGCAAGCGCCGACAAGGGUCGUACUUUGACUCGAAUGGCGACUUGCGACAUGAUGCAGAAGAAGACGUCCGAGCUGGGCUCCUAAAUGGCGCUGCGGAUCCAGAUGGAUCGUCCUACCCUCCAGCACCGACCCACACCUCGAUAGACUUGUCGGCUUUGCCGCCGAAAUGGGUCGACAUCUCAGAUGAGCUGGACAAGCUUCAUGCCAAGCACCUCCUCCCCGCGUUCACCGAUCGGUCCAAGGAAGAGCAAGAGAUCGAGAAUCUGACAACGGAGAUCACGCGCGAAUUCCGCAAAUGCAGCCGGCUCAUCUCAUCCUUGGCCCAACAUACAAAGCGGCAGCAACAUCAGUCCUCCAAGACAAGGGGACCUUCAUCGACACCGCAGCUGACGAACCGGCAGAUCGUCCUGGCACAGAAUGUGCAGACGGCGCUAGCGACAAAAGUUCAGGACCUGAGCGGCAUCUUUCGCAAGAAGCAAAGCGUCUACUUACAGCGGCUCAAAGGCAUGGAAGUCCGAGGGAGAGAUCUGGCUGCAGCCAGUGGAAUGCUGAGCAAAAAUGGUGUCUUGCAUCGAGACAGCGAGAUCGCAGUUCGGGAGGACAUGGAGCUGUCCUAUCAGCAGCUCAAGCCAUCCGGCGGCCAACCCGAGUCCCUACUUUUGCUCGAAGAACAGGAGCUGGCGUCCGGCAAGGACCAGGAAGAGGCCAACAUCCAACAGCGCGAUCGCGAGGUCACGCAGAUCGCGAAGUCAAUCGCAGAGCUUGCAGAGCUGUUCCAGGACCUUAGCGCGCUCGUCAUCGAGCAAGGGACGAUGGUCGAUCGCAUCGAUUUCAAUAUCGAGAACAUGGGCAAGCACAUGCAUGCAGCGGUGGAGGAGCUGAACACUGCGCAAAGAUAUCAACGACGGACAGGACGAGUGCAGUGCAUUCUCUUCCUCAUUUUGUGCAUUGCACUGCUCCUCGCCAUCAUCAUCAUCAAGCCUUUCUGGCGCUCAGCAAGUCGUCGAGCCUGAGCCUUCCUUCAUUGUGGCAGGAUCAGUACCUAACCAAUCUCACGUGAAACGUGUCUCCUGGCUGCGUCGCAAUUGAAUGCUAUUGCGAUGCGAGGCAAUGCGCGGUGCUAGUCUACUUUAUUCGUG
Messenger RNA from Tilletiaria anomala UBC 951, 1413 nucleotides. RefSeq names its product t-SNARE. Gene Ontology annotation, cellular component: SNARE complex; endomembrane system; membrane. Lineage: Eukaryota; Fungi; Basidiomycota; Exobasidiomycetes; Georgefischeriales; Tilletiariaceae. The record is from RefSeq and is a predicted model, not a curated record. The transcript has 4 exons. Gene Ontology annotation, biological process: vesicle-mediated transport; intracellular protein transport; vesicle fusion. Bases 19 to 1287 code for a protein of 422 amino acids. Gene Ontology annotation, molecular function: SNARE binding; SNAP receptor activity.